Molecule: messenger RNA, 1769 nt
Organism: Hordeum vulgare subsp. vulgare (domesticated barley)
Lineage: Eukaryota; Viridiplantae; Streptophyta; Magnoliopsida; Poales; Poaceae
Product: purple acid phosphatase 18
Exons: 5
Coding region: 113-1540 (475 amino acids)
Molecular function (GO): metal ion binding; acid phosphatase activity
Source: RefSeq, a predicted model, not a curated record
ACGCGCUCACACAAAGUAGGAAAAGAAAACAGAACAAACCAGGUUGCUUGCAGCACGACUCCAAGCCUCCAACAACCCGAGAGCACUGAGCAAGCCAGGCGGUCGCGGCGCGAUGGAACCCCUGGGCGCAGCUGCAGCGCGGAGGAGGCCUCCCAGUCCCGCCAUGGCCGCGCCCGCGCUCCUCCCACUCCUGCUCCUCCUCGCGCUCGCCCUGUCCUCCUGCGUUGGCGCGGCCGCCGCCUCCGGGGCUCCGGUCGGGGAGGACUACGUCCGGCCGCCGGCCCGGCCCCGCCUGGGCCAGCGGAGGGCCCUCCUCGGCCUCUUCCCCUGGAGCAAGAAGAAGGCCUCCGCCUCCGCCUCCGAUCCCCAGCAGGUGCACAUUUCGCUAUCUGGAGAGAAGCACAUGAGAAUUACAUGGGUCACAGAUGAUAACUCUGUUCCCUCUGUUGUGGACUAUGGAACUAAGUCCAACACAUACACAUCCUCAUCUGAUGGAGAAAGCACGUCCUACAGCUACUUAAUGUACAGCUCGGGAAAGAUCCACCAUGUUGUUAUUGGACCUCUUGAAGACAACACUGUAUACUACUACCGAUGCGGUGGACGAGGCUCAGAAUUCCAACUUAAGACACCCCCCUCCCAGUUCCCGUUGUCAUUGGCUGUUGUAGGCGAUCUUGGGCAGACCAGUUGGACAACAUCAACAUUAAACCACAUUAAGCAAUGUGAAUAUGACAUGCUUUUACUUCCUGGUGAUCUCUCUUAUGCUGAUUAUAUGCAACAUUUGUGGGAUUCCUUUGGUGAGUUGGUCGAGCCACUUGCUAGCACCCGGCCUUGGAUGGUGACACAAGGCAACCAUGAAAAGGAGAUGAUACCAUUUUUCAAGUCUGGAUUUCAAUCAUAUAAUGCACGAUGGAAGAUGCCUUAUGAAGAGAGUGGUUCCACAUCAAAUUUGUACUACUCAUUUGAGGUUGCAGGGGUGCAUGCUAUAAUGCUAGGCUCUUAUACGGAUUAUGAUGAAAGUUCGGAUCAGUAUGCUUGGCUUAAGGCUGAUCUUGCCAACAUAGAUAGAAAGAGGACACCGUGGCUCGUCGUUCUGUUGCAUGUGCCAUGGUAUAACAGCAAUUGGGCUCAUCAGGGUGAAGGUGACAGUAUGAUGAGUGCGAUGGAGCCUCUGCUACAUGCCGCUCAUGUGGAUAUUAUAAUCGCAGGUCACGUGCACGCCUAUGAACGCACGGAGCGAGUCUACAAAGGUGGGGUUAAUCCAUGUGGUGCUGUUCAUAUAACUAUCGGUGAUGGUGGAAACCGGGAAGGCUUGGCCCGCAGGUACCAUAACCCGAAACCACUUUGGUCGGUCUUCCGCGAAGCGAGCUUUGGGCACGGCGAGCUAAAGAUUGUCAACUCCACGCACGCGCACUGGACUUGGCACAGGAACGACGACGAAGAGCCGGUGAGGACAGACGACGUCUGGAUAACCUCGCUGGCUGGUUCACAGUGCGUCCAGGACAGCAGCCGCGAGUUCAGGAAGAUACUCAUGUCCCCAUGAGACUAUCAUUCGGGUCGAUAUAUAACUUAGUCUGAAAUGGGAAUAUGGGAUUGGCAUGGAGUACUGUAUGUGUAUAUAUGUGUGUGUAAGACUACUUGCUAAACCAUAACCUGAUAGGCUUUUUGCUGUAUAUGGGUUAUUAAUCAGUGAGAACAUGUACUCUAUGUUACAGUACAAAAUUGGACUGAAACUCAGAAUGGUAUGAAAUGAUGAUACAGAAUUAAAACAA